CCGAGCCGAUGAACAGGUAAAUCAUACCUGACACUUUAUGAUAAGACUACUGAACAAAAUGAACGAUCACAUCGUCAACAAGAUUGAAUGGAUGUGUUCAGGGGAUUCUUUAUGGGACUCCAACGUUACAUGGAAUACUGCUUAUCCGGACCUGACUCCGUGCUUCCACAAGACUAUACUCCGCUGGAUACCAUGUAUUCUCCUAUUGGUCCUAUCCCCUCUAAGACUUUGGAUAUUGUCCUCUAAGGAAAGUUCAAGACAAUCCCAGCCUAUGUGCCAUUCAGCGUUAAGUCUUGCCAAAUAUGUCCUGUGCCUUGGUCUAGCUCUUUUCGCGUUCCUAGAAUGUAUAGAAACCGUGUUUGUGAAUUCCCUGGCGGAGUCGAUGUUGAAACCGGAAUUUAUCUCCCCAGCAUUGACAGGAAUUACUAUGAUGGUGGCUAACCACGUCAUGUUAACAGAGCGGCGUCAUCGAAUGCAAUCUUCUGGACUAUUAUUUGUUUACUGGUUUCUUACGACAGUUUGUCUUACUCUAAACCUCCAGUCUCAGAUCAGAGGGUUAUACGCUCAGGAGGAAAUGAGCCUACAUUUCAGCGCUUGCCUGCUGCCUCUACAACUCCUGUUGUCCAUUGCCGAGCUUUUCCUCACUGGCUUUUUCAUCGACAAUUUUUCAAAGGAUGACGGUUCCAAAUCUAAGAAAUCGUGUCUUGAAAAUAGCACCAUCAUGUCGGCGCUUGCAUUUUCCUGGUUUACAAGAAUUGUGAAAGACGCUUACAAGAGACCAUUAGAGGCAAAGGAUUUGAUAGAACUUUCGGCUGACUUAAAAUCAGAAUCCACCGUCCCAGUUUUUGAGAAAGCUUGGCGUGAUGAUUCGAUCCGACAGAAAAGAAGAACUGAUGUAAACCAAAAUAUUUGCAGCGGGGACAUAAAAGCAUGCCUGUCUAGAGUUAUUUUGAAGAUCCACUUCUACGAGAUAUUCAUCCACUUCCUAAUAACCGUCCCAAUAUAUCUAUAUAGUUUCAUUGGCCCUCUGAUAUUUAGGAGUUUGAUAAAUUUUGCUGAAGAUGCAGACGAUUAUCUUUGGCAUGGAAUUUUUCUUGCCUCUGCUUACUUCCUGUUCGGUGUUGUACAAACAUUUCAAGACACUCACUCAGACCACGUAGGUCAUAUGCUUGGAAUCAAAAUCAGGACUUCAGUUUGUGGAGCCAUAUAUAGAAAGAUGGCUAAACUUUCCAAUAAAGCCAAGCAGGAAUGCACUGUUGGCGAAAUGGUCAACCUGAUGUCAGAUGACGCCACGAAAAUUAAUCACAGAUCCAUCUUUGAGCUGCACCUUCUGUUGCUUGGGCCUGUCCAGGCAUGCAUAGCGAUGUACUUUUUGUACCAGGAACUGGGAUCGUCUGCUCUAGUUGCAUUUUUUCUCCUUGUAGUAUUUGUUCCAUUAAUUGCUGUUAUUGCAAAAGCUCAACACAAAAUCAAUAAAGAAGGAAAGGAUAUAACGGAUAAAAGAAUGAAAGUUCUGAAUGAAGUCUUCAAUGGAAUGAAGGUAUUGAAACUGUAUGCAUGGGAACCCUCAUUUGGAGACAAAAUUGGAUCCAUAAGAUCGCAGGAAAUUAACGAGAAGACAAAGAAUAGAUAUCUAGACAUAGUUAAUAUGUUCUGCUGGCAAAUGUCCGAAUUUCUGUUCACUUUUUCGAUCUUUGCGGUGUACCUGUGGCUAGACGAGGGAAAUGUUUUAACAACAAAAAAAAUCUAUUUCAUAAUGUCCAUGAUUUCAGCUUUCCGUGGUCCGCUUAUGUAUAUGCCAAUAGCCAUUACCUCUCUUAUCGAGUUAUCGGUUUCACUAAAAAGAAUUGAAACAUUUCUGAAUCGUGAAGAAAUUGACGAAUCAGCCAUCCAACACAGCGAAGACGCAAAGAAAGCCAUAACAAUGAAAGCUGCAUCAUUCACAUGGAACAAAGCCGAAAGUCCUUCCUUAAGAAAUAUCGAUGUGGAUGUCUCUAAUGGCGAACUGGUGGCAGUGAUUGGUUCGGUUGGAGCCGGAAAAUCUUCACUCAUGUCAGCCGCUAUUGGAGAAAUGGAAAAAAUCUCUGGAACUGUCGAUGUCAAAGGUUCUGUAGCAUUUGUGACCCAAGAAGCAUGGAUUCAAAAUAAUACCCUGAGAGAAAACAUUCUGUUUGGUAGAAAAAUGAAUGUAAAGAACUAUAGAAAAGCAGUAGAAGCAUGUGCUUUACAAGCUGAUCUUGACAUUCUCCCUAAAGGAGAUGAAACAGAAAUAGGAGAAAAGGGUAUUAAUCUGAGCGGUGGACAGAAACAAAGAGUCAGUUUGGCGCGUGCAGUUUACGAUGAUGCUGACAUUUACUUAUUGGACGAUCCACUCAGUGCUGUAGACGCUCGCGUAGGCAGACAUCUAUUUGAUCAAGUGAUAGGAAAUAGGGGGCUUCUCAGAAAUAAGACCCGCGUUCUUGUUACCCAUGCCAUAAGCUUCUUACCAUACGUGGAUAGAGUCAUCAGUUUGGUAAACGGAGAAGUAUCAGAAGUCGGGACCUAUACGGAACUAAUGGAGAGAAAUGGUGCUUUUGCUGAAUUUGUACGAACCCACCUCCAGGAGGAAUCGAGUUCUGACGAUGAAUCGACCGAUGGAAGUACAAGACCCGCAUCAUUUGACAGACAGGUGUCAACAAUCGAUCAUUUAAACACCAAAGAAGACACAGAAAACGAGGAAAGAUGUAAAGAUUCUAAAUUCAUCGAAGAAGAGUCUAUUAAUCUUGAUGGGGCAAAAUGGUCCGCCUAUAGUACUUAUCUGAAAAUCGUAGGGCCAGUCCUUUUAGUCAUGUUUGCGGCGUGUCUUGCACUAAACGCUGCCGACUUUUACAAAAAUUACUGGCUCAGUGAAUGGGAUUCAGACAUCUCGGACAACAAAACAGAACUUAACUCAAGCGCUCAAGCCAUUUCACAAGGAUACAAAAUAAAGGGCUUUGGACUCAUUGGUCUGAUCAACACUCUUUUAAACGUACUUGGGGAACUCUCUGUGAUAUUCAUCGUGGUAACAUCAGCCAAAAAGGUUCACCAGAAGACUUUGGCCGGUGUGAUGAGAGCGCCUUUCAGUUUCUUUGAAAAUACUCCAGUUGGCAGAAUGGUCAAUAGAUUCUCAAAAGACAUGGAAUGUUUGGAACACUCUCUUCCGUGGGUUACCAAGAGCUUUAUGCACACCUUCCCGCGGAUCGUGUUCACUUUAAUUGUCAUCACGUCUGGGAUGCCGACAAUGGUCUACUUCUUGGUGCCGCUGUUCAUCAUGUAUUUUUUGAUACAGAGAUUAUUUAGUGUUGCAGCAUGUCAGUGCAGAAGAAUGAACAAAGCGCUCAGAUCCCCCCAGUUCUCUUUCUUCAGUGAAUCUAUCCAGGGAGCGACGACCAUUCGAGCUUUCAACAAAACGUCUUUAUUUGCGCAGGAGUGUGACCGUCGACGAGAUGCGUAUCACAAAGCUGAACUGACAACUCUUUCCUGUUACAGGUGGUUGAACUUUCGUUUAGGAUUUUUGGGAAAUCUGUUGGUGUUCAUCGCUUGCAUGUUGGCUUGUUAUCGUCGAGAUGUUUUAUCAAGCGGAAUGAUAGCUUUGAUCAUGACAUAUGCUGGCAAUGUAACAGAUACAUUAAGGUGGAUUGUUUUUGCUUUCACGGAGAUGGACACAAACAUUAUAACGGUCGAAAGAAUCCAGGAAUACAUAAACCUUAAACCCGAAGCUGAUUGGAGAAUCAAAGAAACUGAACCUGCUUCUAAUUGGCCUCAACGAGGUCACGUGAAGUUUUCCAAUUUCAGUCUGAGGUACAGAGAGGAUUUGGAAUUGGUUCUGAAAGGAAUUGAUUGCGAUAUUACACCCGGGGAGAAGAUAGGAAUCGUUGGAAGAACGGGGGCAGGAAAAUCAUCAUUAACCCUGGCAUUAUUUCGAAUUCUCGAAAAGGCUGGCGGAAGUAUAAUCAUCGAUGAUGUAGACAUAUCAACCAUUGGCUUGCACGACCUUCGUUCUAAGCUGACAAUUAUUCCCCAGGAUCCCGUGUUGUUUUCUGGUACAUUACGAAUGAACCUGGACCCGUUCAACUCUUUCUCUGACGAUGAUUUAUGGGAAGCUUUGGAACAUGCCCAUCUAAAAAAAUAUGUGGAAUCUCUCGAAGGUGGUCUUCUUUACGAAUGCUCAGAGAGAGGAGAAAAUCUCAGUGUUGGACAGAGACAGUUGAUAUGCCUCGCACGCGCACUUCUGAAGAAGUCCAAGAUAUUGGUCCUAGAUGAGGCUACAGCCGCUGUGGAUCUGAAAACAGACAACCUGAUACAGAACACUAUACGGCGGGAGUUCUCUGAUUGUACUAUCCUCACUAUAGCCCACAGACUUAACACUGUUUUGGACUACUCCAGAAUCAUGGUACUAGAUAAAGGCCAGAUUAAAGAAUUUGACAGUCCAGAUGUUUUGUUAAAAGAUGAAAACAGUAUAUUUCAUUCAAUGGCCAAAGCAGCUAAUCUUGUGUAGAUUAAGAUGCUUCCUUGACAUUUCAUUACAAUGUCUUAGAUUGCAAAGAUGCUUCAUUGACAUUUCAUUACAUUGUCUUAGAUUGCAAAGACGCUUUCUUGACAUUUCAUUACAUUGUCUUAGAUUGCAAAGACGCUUUCUUGACAUUUCAUUACAUUGUCUUAUAUUGCAAAGAUGUUUCCAUGACAUUUCAUUACCUUGUCUUAUAUUUUAAAGAUGAUUCCUUGACAUUUCAUUACAUUGUCUUCAAUUGCAAAGGUGCUUCCUUGAAAUUUCAUUACUUUGUCUUAGGUUGUACUUACAAUCUACGAAAAUAAGAAGUACAAUCAACUAUGAGCUACACACUAUAAUUAUUUAGUGUUUAUUGUUGUCAUAAAUUAGUGUGUGCAUACAUGUACAUCAGUCUAUACUUGGUGUCUAUCCCUACCAUUUUUGUGUUCAUUGUGUUUUACAAAAUGUGAUAUAUACAUAUUCUAUUCUAAAUAGAUUUUGUUAAUAAAAGGAUUUUUAUAUC
Molecule: messenger RNA, 5030 nt
Organism: Magallana angulata
Lineage: Eukaryota; Metazoa; Mollusca; Bivalvia; Ostreida; Ostreidae
Product: multidrug resistance-associated protein 1-like
Exons: 26
Coding region: 38-4516 (1492 amino acids)
Biological process (GO): transmembrane transport
Cellular component (GO): membrane
Molecular function (GO): ATP binding; ABC-type transporter activity; ATP hydrolysis activity
Source: RefSeq, a predicted model, not a curated record